Galendromus occidentalis (western predatory mite) is the source of this 2275-nucleotide messenger RNA. RefSeq lists its product as uncharacterized. NCBI's taxonomy places the organism in Eukaryota, Metazoa, Arthropoda, Arachnida, Mesostigmata, Phytoseiidae. The transcript has 8 exons. The coding region runs from base 209 to 1648 and encodes 479 amino acids. The record is from RefSeq and is a predicted model, not a curated record.
GGCUUGUGGUGGUCGGUCAUCGUAGUCGGCUGCUUGAGCCGCGAAACCAUGGAUAGCUGAGCGAGUGCGCUUCCCUCCGUGAACUGGACGAUUUCGAGGAGAGCCGGUGGACGCUCGAGGUCACCGAGUUACGGCCCCACAUCACUGGUCUUGGGUGGAGCGUCAACCCGGUCUCCUGUCAAUAAUGUGCUGACGAAAGCUCGGUAGUAUGUCAACAAUGGUGGAGCCCAGGGUGUCACCCCUGCUGCCGACACCGUCGCCGGCGCGACGGCUCCCCGCAAUCCCUGUCGACCACCAAAUAUUUGUCGAAUGGGAGCCGCAGAGCAAGCGUUUCGCUUUGGCCCUGCACGCUCGGAGGAAGCAUAUAGCACAUCUCACUGCCACCGAAAUUCACAAAGCACACGGUGAACUUCGUCAGGUCUAUCCGGCGAUCGACGAAGUCUUCCCCACCAAACUCGCUCCUCGAACGUGCUCCGAAGCGACGUCUGUCUGCGCCAACCUCAAGCGUUACCUCAAAGGAGUUCUGGACGGUUGCGGCGCUACUCUGCUGGCAUGGGUAUUUUUCAUGGCGGAAGAGGUUUCGCAUGCCGAAUUCGACCCGGAGGUCGAUAAAUUCCAGCGGAAGAUCCUCGAAGUCGAUUUGGCAAAAAGCCGCGAUGAGCUCACUCGUCUGCUGGAUUCGAAAGCGGGUCUCGGUCUCGAUACCGCCUACAGCAUGGAAGAUGAGAUUGUUACGAAUAUUAGUCUAGCCUUGGGGGAACUGUUCAACUUCCGCAUUUCAACGUUCGCUGAGAUGAGAGAUCUUUGCGAAAAGCAACGAUCCUCUCACUGGACCGAUCGAGCGGAGCAAGCUCAACAAGCGGUGGAUGAACUCACCAUCAUCUACCACGCCGCCUGUCUCGAUCUAGUCUUAGGUCAGCGAGAUCGAAUGAAACGUGACCACGGUGCCGGAGUCGACUUCGCGCGCUGGACCGCGUCGCAUCAAGCCCGAUUCUUGAAAUUGAGUGUAUUUGUGAGUCAAGAGAGACUGCGCUGGAUGAUGGCAGUCAGAACCUUCAAACGAAGAGAGUACGACCGACUGUCCCAAGGCAAUAGUCCAAAGAAGCAAGACCGGAGUCUCACUGAACUCAAGAAGGACAUUUACGAACACCUCCUCAAAAUACUCCAAGAGGAGGAGAUUCUUCUGAAAAAGCAGAAAAUGAUCCUAGAAAAAAUUUCGUCUGGCGAGGCAGACGCGGAGGAAUUCGGAGAUGCGGUAGAAGAUGUGGAAGAGCUCGAAAUGAUCUAUGGCAAGCGUAAAUGUCUUACUCUAAUCGAAGCAACCGUCCGACUGAGUUCAAUAUACCAACGUCGAGCGAUUCUUCGAAAUAAAGUUCAAGCUUGUCAGAAUAUCCUCAACAAAGGCGGUCUCCGAGAUUCGAGUGUUUCCUUCACUGGUCGUCUCAGUGGAGACUCUUCCGGAUGCGUUUCGCUCACCACUCCGUCCGAGGAGGCCAUGGAGUUCUCGAGACGACGAACAGUUGCGUUUCUCCAAGAACAUUUCCGAGGUCUCCAGCCGAAUAACAUUCCGAUAGCUCGUUUGAACGGCAAAACCAACACGAACAUCAGCGACACUCGAAUAAAUGUCAAGGCGAUGUCUCUCAGCUGAGUCGGCGAUGCGGGUCGUUUCCGACUCCCAGCAGCUGCUCUAUCAACGGUGACAAUCGAUCUUAUUGUAUUGCGUCUGAACGAAAAUCCAUGUGUUCGAGAGUCUAUAGAGUUUGCGGUAUCCAAAAAGGGGCAAUUAUUUCGAGGGACGUCUCGAAGCGUCUGUCGUCAGAGCGGAGAUUCGUUCGAGUAAUAAUAUCAUUACAUGGAUUAUUGUGAUCAUCUAGAUAGAUGAUCGAUCGAGCGGACGACUGUGAGGCUCGUUUGUAUAUUUUGUAUAAUUUGGUGUUGUAGGGUUCUUUCAACUAUUUUCCACGACUUUUGACAGAACUGUUUUCUUGCACCAAGGUUGUUUGAGUUCGGCUCUUCGAACCGGGCUCCUAGGUAGGGAAAAGAUUGUCAUAGAAAUGAGAACAUUGAAUGCCUAAGAGAGUGAUGCAUAUGUAUAAAUGCACUUUGUGAUCGAGCGGAUUCAGACUCCAGAGUUGAUAUGGUAGUCUGAGGUUUUCUUCUCGGAGCCUCCCCGGAGAAGGGGUCGAUGUGACCGCACCCGGAGCGGUCCUGGGAGUGAUCUCACGGUCAAAGAAAAACCAUCCAGGAGGAAUGAUGAUUAAUAUAAAAUGAAUGA